AUGAUACCACUUCGACGGUUGUUCGCUGGAGAUGUAUCUUGGUCCGUUUUAGCCCUCGCGAGGCGUGGAGCGGGCACUGUACCAACAGUCCGUGUCUCCAGUUCUAGUACAACUGAUAGAAAUGGCUCCCAAAACGCUGGAAAGCCGAGAGAGGUGUGUGCAUCGAUGCGUCAGGUGAAGACGAGUCCAAUGAAGCUGAACCUUGUGGCAAAGUUGAUUAGAGGGCUGUCGGUCAACGAUGCCCUGGCACAGGUGAAGUUCUGUGAAAAGAAAGCUUCAAAAUUUGUGGAAACAACCCUAUUAGACGCCCAGAGGCGAGCAGAACAGACUUUCGACCUUGACCCACUAAACCUUCAUGUUGUUGAAUCAUUCGUUGGUAAAGGCUCCUACUUGAAGAGAAUUCGCUACCACGGCAGAGGCCAGUUUGGAGUGAUGCACAAGUACUACGCCCACUACUUUCUGACGCUCCGGGAAGGCCCCGCACCGCCCAAGAAGAAACGAGCCAAGACUGACCACAAGAGCUUCGUCACUCGCAAACUGAUUCUUGCCGGACCACGUAGCAUUCCCAACUCACUUUGAAGAUUCUCGCACCACACACACACCUGACAAGUGAGCCCACCCAGUUGUACCAUCAAAGACGCCGAGAGAAAAGAACUAUUAUACUAUACAGGCC
Geodia barretti is the source of this 673-nucleotide messenger RNA. The record is from the annotation of a GenBank genome assembly. Lineage: Eukaryota; Metazoa; Porifera; Demospongiae; Tetractinellida; Geodiidae.